Carassius auratus (goldfish) is the source of this 5577-nucleotide messenger RNA. Its product is annotated as NACHT, LRR and PYD domains-containing protein 12-like. The transcript is spliced from 23 exons. NCBI's taxonomy places the organism in Eukaryota, Metazoa, Chordata, Actinopteri, Cypriniformes, Cyprinidae. The coding region runs from base 174 to 5318 and encodes 1714 amino acids. Gene Ontology annotation, molecular function: protein binding. The record is from RefSeq and is a predicted model, not a curated record.
AAUGAAAAAAAAAGUACAACUUUUUAGACGGUCCCUAACUUGUUUGCCACGCUACACGUUAGACAUUCUGGACCCCUUUGGACGUUCGGAAUAAUAAACAUAUAGAGGCCAGCGUUGUCAGGAGUGAUUGGAUGUUCUGAAGUGAUCUGAAGGAAACGGACUAUCCAUCUAAGAUGAGUGUCUUGGAGAAACAGAGUGUAAGCUCACAUGUGUCCAGCUCUGUGUCUGUGAAGAGUGACCGGUCACGUGAUCCACCAAUAAACUUCAGUGAGAAAACAUCACAGACCAAAAGUGUAAGAUCAGGCUCACAUGUGUCCAGCUCUGUGUCUGCGAAGAGUGACCAGUCUAAAGAUGAACCACUGAAAUUCAGUGAGAAAAAAACAUCACCAAAUAAAAGGGUUCAACAUGAGAAAUCAGGCACAAAGGUUCAGAAUGGCCACUUCUACAAGAAGUUCAGAGAAAAUCUCCACAGCAUAUUCCAGCAUCUUGAGGACAAAAUAAUAACAUUUUUGAAGUACGAGCUGGAAAAGUUUAAGAAAAUAUUAAAAAAGGAAAACACACAAUACUUUGUGAGAGAUAAAGAUGACAUGUGCAGUAUCAAAGAAGCAGCUCUUGAUCUUGCACUCUACUUCCUGAGAGAUAUGAAGCAAGAUGAAGCUGCUGAUACUCUGGAAGAUAAGCUGGUCUUCAUGCAUCUCAAAUCAAACCUAAAGAAAAAGUAUCAACGUGUGUUUGAAGGAAUUGCAAAACAAGGUGACGCUACACUUCUGAAUAACAUCUACACAGACCUCUAUAUCACUCAGGGUUGUAGUGAACAGGUCAAUACUGAACAUGAGGUAAGACAGAUUGAAGUUACUUCCAGGCGUCAUGAAUCACAAGAGAUACAGGUUGAAUGCACUCAUUUAUUUAAACCUGGAAAAGACAAGAAGAUAAAAACUGUAUUAACAAAAGGAGUUGCUGGAAUCGGAAAAUCAGUCUCUGUGCAAAAGUUUGUUCUGGAUUGGGCUGAAGGAAAAGAAAAUCAAGAUAUCAGCUUCAUAUUUCCUCUUCCAUUCAGAGAGAUGAACUUACAGGAUAAAGAAAAACAAAGUUUGAUGGACCUUAUAACUCAGUUUUUCCCAGAGACAAAAGGACUGAACCUUGCAAAGAGGAAUAUGUACAAAGUCCUGUUCAUCCUUGAUGGAUUGGAUGAAUUUCGUCUUCCUCUAAACUUUAAGGAUAAUGAGAUAUUGUGUGAUGUAUUGUCACCAGCAUCACUGGAUGUUCUUCUGACGAAUCUCAUCAAGGGAAAUCUGCUUCCUUCUGCUCUCAUCUGGAUCACCACCAGACCAGCAGCUGCCAGUAAGAUUCCUCCUGACUGUAUCGAUCGACUUACAGAGAUACGAGGAUUCAAUGAUGCACAAAAGGAGGAGUACUUCAGAAAAAGAUUCAAAAAUGAGAAUCAGGCCAAAGAAAUCAUUGAUCAUGUUAAAAAAUCAAAGAGUCUCUUUAUCAUGUGCCACAUCCCAGUCUUCUGCUGGAUUUCAGCCACUGUUCUCCAAAACAUUUUGGAAAUGAAAACAAAUAAUGAUCUGAAGAACAAUCAGUCUAAUGACGCCUUCAAAACACUUCAGGAAUCAAACACUGUAGACACUCCCAAGACUCUGACACAAAUGUACACACACUUUCUCCGCUUUCAGAUCCAGCAGAGCAGACGAAAAUAUGAUGGAGAUUACACACCAGAUGUUUCCUGGGAUAAAGAUGCCAUUCUUUCAUUGGGGAAACUGGCAUUUCAACAACUGGAAAGAAACAAUGUGAUCUUCUAUGAAUCAGACCUGGAAGCCUGUGGUAUUGACGUCUAUAAAGCAUCUGUGUAUUCAGGCAUGUGUACCCAGAUCUUUAAGGAGGAAACAGGGAUCAUUCUUGGUACCAUGUACUGCUUUGUUCACUUGAGCAUUCAAGAGUUCAUUGCAGCCCUUUAUGCACAUCUGUUUCUAGACAUGAACAAGAAAAGUGUGUUUGUUCAUGAGUCUGCAAAACAAGACAGCAAAAAGCAAACCUUGACUGAUUUGCUCAAGACUGUAGUUGACAAAGCGCUUGAGAGUGACAAUGGACAUCUGGACCUUUUCCUUCGUUUUCUUCUUGGCCUGUCAAUCCAGUCCAAUCGGCUGCUGUUACAAGGUCUGUUGACACAGCAAGAUGAAAAUGACCAAAGCAAAAAGGAAAUUGUUCAGUACAUCAAGCAGAAAUUUGAAGCUAAUCUGUCACCAGAGAGAUCCAUCAAUCUGUUCUACUGUCUGAAUGAACUGAAUGAUCAAACUCUGGUGAAAGAGAUUCAGACCCACCUUAGCAAAGGAAGUCUCUCACCUGCUGAACUUUCUCCUGGUCAGUGGUCUGCUUUGGCCUUUGUGCUGUUGACAUCAAAGGAAGAGCAGGAGGAGUUUGAGCUUCAGAAAUUCAAGAAAUCAGAUGAGUGUCUUAUUAGAUUAUCAGCAGUCAUCAAAAACUCCAAAAUAGCUCUGCUGAAUGAUUGUGAAUUAACAGUCAGAAGCUGUUCAGCUCUGGCUACAGUUCUUGGUUCAGAUACCAAUCUGAAAGAGCUGAACAUGAACAAUAACAAUCUGCAGGAUUCAGGAGUGAAGCUGCUCUGCACUGGACUAGAAAAUUUAAAGUGUGAACUGGAGAUACUUAGACUCUCUGACUGUGGUAUCACUGAAGAGGGUUAUAAAGCUCUGGCUUCAGCUCUGAGAUCAAACCCUUCACACCUGAUAGAGCUGGAUCUCGCGGGAAAUGAUCCUGGACAAUCAGGAGUGAAGGAGCUCAGUGAUUUACUGCAGGAUCCAAACUGUCAGCUGAAGACACUGAGGUUUUUGAGACCUGAUGCAAAUGAAGCAUGUCAGUAUGUGACUGGAGUUGUGGGUAAAAAUCCAUUACUCCUGAGAGAACUGAAUCUGAGUGAAAAUGAACUAGGAGUCACACGAUUGAAUCAGAUCACUGCUUUACUGCAGGAUAAACACUGUAAACUCAACACACUACAGCUGCGUGGUUGUGGUCUAACAGAAGAAAGCUGUUCAAUUCUCACUACAGUCCUGAGAUCAAACUGCAGUCUGAAAGAACUUGACAUGAGCAACAAUAAUCUGCAAGAUUCAGGAGUGAAGAAACUCCAGAAUGGAUUAGAAGAUACAAACUGCACACUGGAGAAACUUGGACUUUCAGACUGCAGUAUCACUGAAGAAGGUUAUAAAGCUCUGGCUUCAGCUCUGAGAUCAAACCCUUCACACCUGAUAGAGCUGGAUCUCAGAGGAAAUGAUCCUGGACAAUCAGGAGUGAAGGAGCUCAGUGAUUUACUACAGGAUCCAAACUGUCAACUGAAGACACUGAGGUUUUUGGGACCUGAUGCAAAUGAAGCCUGUCAGUAUGUGACUGGAAUUGUGGGUAAAAACCCGUUACUCCUGAGAGAACUGAAUCUGAGUGAACAUGAACUAGGAGACACACGAGUGAAUCAGAUUGCUGCUCUACUGCAGGAUACACACUGUAAACUCAACACACUGAUUCUGAAUAACAGCGAUAUCACAGAAGAAGGUUGUCAUGUUCUGGCUGCAGCUCUGAAUUCAAAUCCAUCAAAUCUGAAAGAGCUGAAUCUGAGUAAGAAUAAACUAGGAAACUCAGGAAUGAAGAUUAUUUUGACUCUGUUUGAAAAUGUAAAGUGUAGACUGGAAAAGCUGAAGUUGAACUUCAUCAGUAUUACAGGUGAAGGUUGUGCUGCUCUGGCAUCAGCAUUUAAUUCAAACCUCAGAGAGCUGGAUCUGAGCGAGAAUCAACUAGGAAACUUAGGAGUAACAGAAAUCUCCAGUCUGCUGAGAAAUUCACAAUGCACACUACAGAUACUCAGACUUUCAGACUGCAGUAUCACUGAAGAAGGUUAUAAAGCUCUGGCUUCAGCUCUGAGAUCAAACCCUUCACACCUGAUAGAGCUGGAUCUCACAGGAAAUGAUCCUGGACAAUCAGGAGUGAAGCAGCUCAGUGAUUUACUACAGGAUCCAAACUGUCAACUGAAGACACUGAGGUUUUUGGGUCCUGCUGCAAAUGAAGCCUGCCAAUAUGUGAUAAAAGUUCAGGGUGAAAACCCAUUACUCCUGAGAGAACUGAAUCUGAGUGAACAUGAACUAGGAGACACACGUGUGAAUCAGAUUGCUGCUCUACUGCAGGAUAAACACUGUAAACUCAACGCACUAAUUCUGCGUGGAUGCCGUAUUACAGAGAAACAGUGUUUCAUCCUGACUUCAGUUUUGAAAUCAAACCCAUCACACCUGAGAGAGUUGGAUCUGAGUGGAAAUAAUAUAGAAAACAAAGGAGUGAAGCACUUAUCUGAUCUACUGAUUGAUCUCCACUGUAAAAUGGAGAGACUGAGGUUCAGAGGCUGUGAUAUAACAGAUGAAGGAUGUUCUGCUCUGACUUCAGCUCUGAAAUCAAACCCAUCACACCUGAGAGAACUGGACCUGAGUGAGAAUAAACUUGGAGACUCUGGAUUUGAAAACAUUAGCAAUCUACUGAUGAUCCCACAAUGCAAGCUGGAAAUACUAGCACUGUAUAAAUGCAGUAUUAAAGAGAAGCAGUGUGUCUUCCUGACUUCAGCUCUGAAAUCAAACCCGUCACACCUGAGAGAACUGGACCUGAGUGGAAAUGUACUUAAACACACAAGAGUGAAUAAAUUGUAUGAUAUACUGAAGGAUUCACGAUUAAAACUGGAAAGAUUGAGGUUAAGGUACUGUGCUAUAAAAGCUGAAGAUUGUUCAGCUCUGACUUCAGCUCUGAAAUCAAACCCAUCACAUCUGAGAGAGCUGGCCUUGAGUGGGAAUGAACUUGGUCAGUUGGGAGCAACAAACCUCUGUGAUAUACUGAUGAAUCCACAAUGCAAGCUGGAAAAGCUAGAUCUGUGUAGAUGCAGUAUUACAGAGAAACAGUGUCUCAUCUUGACUUCAGCUCUGAAAUCAAACCCGUCACACCUGAGAGAGCUGAACCUAAGUGUGAAUCAACUAGGAGACUCUGGAGUUGAAAGCCUUGGAGUUCUGUUGGGCAGUUCAGAAUGCAAACUGGAAAAAAUACAUCUGUGUGGGUGCAGAAUUACAGAGAAACAUUGUCUCAUCCUGACUUCAGAACUGUGUUCAAACCUUUCACACCUGAGAGAACUGGACCUCAGUGGGAAUAAAAUAGAAAACAAAGGAGUGCAGAUCCUGUGUGACAUACUGAAUAGUUCACACUGUGAACUGGAGAGAUUGAGGUCAGUGACACUCAAAAACAAAAGUAUAAUAAUAAAUAAAUUCAACAUUGCAAUUUAGCAAACACUUAUCUCAUAUUGAGUCUGGGUUCACAUUACGAGGGUGCUACGGAGGCCACAUCCUACACGAACAGAGGUGACAUGUGGAGACAUCAAUAUGGACAAACCCAGGUCUUGGGCAAGCUAACACCAGUACUGGGCCUGGCAUCAGGCUGCUCUGCGCAGUUUGACUGCCACGGGUGCUUGUGGAACUCCACCAGGGUUCGCCAUCCGGGGAACUUUACUGAAGGAGGAUAGUGGCACUCGUAUCAUUGCUGGGU